This is a messenger RNA of Heterobasidion irregulare TC 32-1, 1173 nucleotides long. RefSeq lists its product as uncharacterized. The transcript has 13 exons. Gene Ontology annotation, cellular component: Golgi apparatus. NCBI's taxonomy places the organism in Eukaryota, Fungi, Basidiomycota, Agaricomycetes, Russulales, Bondarzewiaceae. The record is from RefSeq and is a predicted model, not a curated record. Bases 1 to 1173 code for a protein of 390 amino acids.
AUGGCCGUUGACCCGUUCCUGGGCACUAAGGCCCAAAAAUCGUUCAUUGCUACCAGUCCGUACACCUGCUUCAGUCUUACAUGUGCUGUUGGUCUGAUUCUCAUCUUUCUGCCGCCCGCAGUCGUUGUUCAGGCGAUUGUUGUGCUAGUCAUGAUCUCGAUCACGUUCCGUUUGGUCGCUGAGCAUGUGGAUUUCUCAUCGACGUCUUACUACAAGGUGCUAGUCCCCGGACUUUUAGUGAGAUCAUCCGGGGCUUACGCUCUUCCAGACCCUACCAUGCUAUAUGGCCCUGUUCCUGCUGGCCGAGUUCGUAUCCGCAUGCUUUUUGAGCUAGCCAUGGCAUUCGAUGCGCUCCGACUGCGGAACGUCAUUCAACUCGUUGGCAUAUUGGUUUUCCAUGCCGCUCUCAUCGUGUUCGCGGCCCUCCAAGUUCACGAGACACGUACAGCAUUGGUUAGACUCCAAGACUGUGAUGGAUCGGUCGAUUUCGUCAAAUGUGGGGGUCCCCAUACUCUCUUCAGGAAAGUGGAACCGUUCCUGGUGGUCGUGCCCUGCAUCAUCGCCUUGGCGUGGCUGGUACUAUUAUGGUUCGUCAAGGCGCUGUACGCCGAAUUUGGAUGGGCCAUCUUUCGUGUCGUCGGAGCCAACCCAGCAACGAAGACGAUGUACCAGUUCUAUCAGAUCAUGAUCUGUCUGUUGAAGUUUGACUUCUUCUGCUUCACGGGCGUCACGAUCCAGCUUCUCAUCAUAGUCCUCAGCAGCAGCUCUGCGGAGUUUGGUCUUACAGUUACUGCUAUACCUGUUGUUCUCGUUCUCCUAUUUGGCUGUGGCGUUGCUGUCCAGAGAGAGAUCAGAUGGAUGAUGAUUUCGUCAUUGGUAUUGAUGCUGGCUGCGGAGACGUAUUUGUACAAGCUAGUCCGAUUCUUCGAGCCUUCUUCAGAAGCGCAGUAUGAGACGACACGCGCAACACUCACUACCUUCACUAUCGUCGCGUUCCUGCUCCUCCUUGCCACAUUCGGCAUAGGCCUUCGGUGUCUGAACGAUUUUGGAAAGGGUCUUGUAAGCUCGAAGACUUAUGAUGCACCCCUCUUCAGGCGCAAGCGCGGCUCAAAUGCCAACUCAGAGCCGAAAGAGGACGGCGGCGAGCUUGAGCCGCGCCUAUCUAUCGAAUGA